AUUCCCCGUUGCCCACUCUCCUCUCCUCACUCCUGUCUAUUGCUACUCAUAAAGGUCAGCAUGCCUCAGCACCAAAAGAAUCCACAAUGCUUAUAUGAUCAGUGCUUUCAGACCUGCAGUGAGAUCCAAGAUAUGGAGGUUGGCCAGGUCUCCAAGACUCUGCAAGAGACCCAUCUGUCCUCUUAUCCUCUGAUACCUGGCAGUUCCAAGGAGGCUCCUGAUGCUGGUAAACCCAGUACCCCUGAGAGUCAUCAGAGUUUCUGCUCAUCUUCCAUCGCCAUGACAACCACCUCAUCAGGUGAAUUGAAUGAGGGUGCCAAUGGCCAAGAAGAGGAGGUUGGCACCUCAUGGGCUGGGCCCACCCCCAAGAAUGUUCCCAUACGUGCUCUAGAUGAGAAAGUGAUUUCAUUGGUCAAUUUCAUGCUCUUCAAGUAUCACAUGAAAGAGCCCAUGACAGAGGCAGAUAUGAAGGUCGUCAUCAAAGAGUAUGAAGACCACUUCACCGAGAUCUUCCUGAGAGCCUGUGAGCACAUGGAGAUGGUCUUUGGCCUUGAUGUGAAGAGAGUGGAUCCCACCAACCACUGUUAUGGCCUCUUCAUCAAAUUGGGCCUCACCUAUGAUGGGGUGCUGGAUGGUGAAGAGGGCAUGCCGAAGACCGGCAUCCUGAUCUUUAUCCUGGGUGUGAUCUUCAUGAAGGGCAACAGUGCCACCGAAGAGGAAGUCUGGGAAGUUCUGAAUUUGACGGGGAUAUAUGCCGGGCAGAAGCACGCCAUCUUUGGGGAGCCCAGGGAGCUCAUCACCAAAGAUUUUGUGAAGGAAAAGUACCUGGAGUACCGGCAGGUGGCCAACAGUGAUCCGGCACAGUUUGAAUUCCUGUGGGGCCCGAGAGCCCACGCUGAAACCACCAAGAUGAAAGUCCUGGAGUUUCUGGCCAAGGUUCAUGGGACUGACCCGAGCUCUUUCCCAUCUUCGUAUGAGGAGGCUUUGCAAGAUGAAGAAGAGAGCGCCCGAGCCAGAAUUUCGGCCUGGUCCACUUCUACUUCUGGGGCCACUGGGCCUUCUAGGGCCAAGUCCCGUCAUUUCUCUUGCUCCUAG
Molecule: messenger RNA, 1095 nt
Organism: Mustela lutreola (European mink)
Lineage: Eukaryota; Metazoa; Chordata; Mammalia; Carnivora; Mustelidae
Product: melanoma-associated antigen B16-like
Exons: 1
Coding region: 61-1095 (344 amino acids)
Biological process (GO): negative regulation of transcription by RNA polymerase II
Cellular component (GO): nucleus
Source: RefSeq, a predicted model, not a curated record